UUUAUUAUUAAUUUUGACUUAAAAUUUAAUCUAUAUUUUAAUCAUGUAUCUCCCCGUAACAUUCCCGCGUUGCUAGUUUAUAGUUUGCAGCAUAUGACAAACUAAAAAAAUGUUGAUAUUCAAUUUAUAUUAAUACUUUUCGUCGUCGUCGUACUCAUAAUUGUCUUUAUAUGAAUAUGUGUAUGUAUCACCUAAGAAAAUAUUGCAUGCAAAACCAUAAAAGUUCUAGUAUGAAGCCCUACACACGAUUGAACAUCAUUGUGAAUGAGAUUUUAACUUGUUUUUUGUUUUUUCAUUUCCAUAAGCUGGAAAAGUUGAAAUAAAUCUUUAUUGGGACAUCCAUUGAUCUAAUAUUUUAGUCUAUGUAUUGUUGGAUAACCCCAUCAAUCCGUUUUUCCCUCAGCAAAUGUUUCGUAAAAAGUCACAUUCGAAAGUAUUAAACAAAAGGAACUUAAAAUCUUGUUCAUACAAAUAUGAUAUUAAUGAAGUUGAAUUUAUUACAGCUGCAGAAAGACCUAGGAUUCAGACAAGUGCAGCAUAUACCUAUAUUCCAACAUUUGACAACAGCAACAUAGAAACCUACGCAGGAAUACCUAAGAGAAAAUAUAGAGGAGUGAGAAUGAGGCCAUGGGGGAAAUGGGCUGCUGAAAUAAGAGAUCCAUAUAAAGCUUCAAGGCUUUGGUUAGGCACAUUUGACACUGCCGAGGAUGCUGCUAGAGCUUAUGAUGAGGCAGCUUUACGGUUCAGAGGCAACAAAGCCAAACUAAAUUUCCCAGAAAAUGUCAGGCCCUUGCAAUCUUCUUCAUCCCAGUCCAGCAUUUCGUUAUCUCAGAAUACACUUUUUUCAGUUUCGACCUCAUCCGAACCCAUUGUUCAUACUCAAGCUCAAAGUAUUAUUCCCAACAGACAAGAGUUUAUGAAUCUUGAUGAUAUUCAAAGACAGCCCAUAAUUCCGUUGGAUCAGUUAUUGUUUUCGUCGUCAACAUGUUCGAAUUUUCAAUCUUCGUAUUUGUCUUCGUACGAUCAAACUGUUCCAUCGGCGACUACAUCUUUUCCUCUGUUUUUUCAAGCUCAGCCAAGUGAUAAUCUAAUGUCAACAAACAGUCCAAGAAGUGAGGCUGAUUUUUCUUGGGGUGAUUCGAGUCAUCAGACUUCU
Olea europaea var. sylvestris is the source of this 1156-nucleotide messenger RNA. Its product is annotated as ethylene-responsive transcription factor ABR1-like. The record is from RefSeq and is a predicted model, not a curated record. The transcript has a single exon. Gene Ontology annotation, biological process: ethylene-activated signaling pathway; regulation of DNA-templated transcription. NCBI's taxonomy places the organism in Eukaryota, Viridiplantae, Streptophyta, Magnoliopsida, Lamiales, Oleaceae. Gene Ontology annotation, molecular function: DNA binding; DNA-binding transcription factor activity. The annotation marks the transcript as partial.